This is a messenger RNA of Didymella exigua CBS 183.55, 1797 nucleotides long. Its product is annotated as meiosis-specific APC/C activator protein AMA1. Gene Ontology annotation, biological process: anaphase-promoting complex-dependent catabolic process; positive regulation of ubiquitin protein ligase activity; positive regulation of anaphase-promoting complex-dependent catabolic process. Lineage: Eukaryota; Fungi; Ascomycota; Dothideomycetes; Pleosporales; Didymellaceae. The transcript has a single exon. Bases 1 to 1797 code for a protein of 598 amino acids. Gene Ontology annotation, molecular function: anaphase-promoting complex binding; ubiquitin ligase activator activity; protein binding. The record is from RefSeq and is a predicted model, not a curated record. Gene Ontology annotation, cellular component: anaphase-promoting complex.
AUGGCCAGCCCAGCUGUUCUGACGCCGGUCAAGAACCGCAACUCGGUCUUCUCCACCCGUGCCGCUGGCGGCCGGAUGCCAUUGACUCCGUCUCCCCGCACACCCAAGACACAGACUCCUGAUGCGCAGGCGCAAGGGUCGAUCCACGACGGCAACCUCAUGGCCCGCUUCCAGCGCUCCAUCUCCAAGAGCCAGAGGCCCUCUCCCAAGUCAAACAUUGCCCGCGUCCACUCGCCAAAGCGGCUCGAACUCGGUGUAUCAGAAUGGUCGCUCACAGGAACCGCGACCAACACGACAAAAGUAAAGGCUCCCGUCGCCGCCAAAGCUAAGAAGGAGAGUGCAGUGCGCGCUCGCCCUACUAAAACCCGCAUCACAUACAACUCCGCCGACCGUUUUAUUCCCAACCGGACGGCCAGCGACGCCAUUGCGACAGUUGGCUCUAGCAAGAUCGACCGCGAGUCGCGGCCAAAGUCCAGCUCCAAGGCGGAGGGCUCCACAGUACUGGCUAACGCUGCGAGUGCAUUCGACCUCGGCGGCCGUGGGUCAGAGGAGGACGUCACACUUGCGCUCGAGGGCCUGAAUCUCGGCGAGGACGAUGGGGAGAGCGAGCCAAAGGCGAAGCCUGCCCCAGAGACAGUCGCGUACCAGUCCACACUUGCCUCGGCAUGUGGCAUCAACCAGAACCAGCGCAUCCUUGCCUUUAAGCCUGCCGCACCAGAGUCAUCCAGACCCAUUGACCUUCGAUCGCAGUACAACCGCCCUCUGAAGCCCGCCAGCGGCGUCAAUGCACAGAGCCGUCGCCGCAUUCCUUCCGCACCCGAGCGCGUCCUCGAUGCUCCUGGCCUUGUCGACGACUACUACCUCAACCUGCUUGACUGGUCUUCUGGCAACCAGGUCGCCAUUGGUCUCGAGCGCAACGUCUACGUCUGGUCAGCCGACUCUGGCUCUGUCUCCUCGCUGCUCGAGUGCUCUGCCGACACGUACAUUUCCUCUGUGAAGUGGUCUGGCGACGGUGCCUACGUCGGUGUCGGCCUCGGCACUGGUGAGGUUCAGAUCUGGGACGUCGAGGAGCAGACCAAGCUCCGCAGCAUGUUCGGCCAUGAGACCCGUGUCGGUGUCAUGGGCUGGAACAAGCACAUCCUCUCCACCGGCGCUCGAUCGGGGCUGGUCUACAACCACGAUGUUCGCAUCGCCCAGCACAAGAUCGCCGAGCUCGUCUCUCACACUGGCGAAGUCUGCGGUCUUGAGUGGCGCGCCGACGGUGCUCAGCUCGCGACUGGCGCCAACGACAACCUGGUCUCCAUUUGGGAUGCACGCUCCCUCGCUGCACCCAAGUUUACCAAGACCAACCACCGUGCUGCCGUCAAGGCUGUCUCCUGGUGCCCCUGGCAAUCCAACCUCCUCGCCACUGGCGGUGGUUCCAACGAUCGUCAGAUCUACUUUUGGAACACCACCACUGGUGCUCGCGUCAACCACAUUGCCACCGACUCCCAGGUCACCAGCCUGAGGUGGAGCACUCACUACAAGGAGAUUGUCAGCAGCGGCGGCUUCCCUGACAACAGCCUCAGCAUCUGGAGCUACCCCACCGGUGUCAAGAACAUGGAGAUUCCCGCUCACGAGUCCCGUGUCCUCCACAGCUGCCUCAGCCCCGAUGGUCAGAUGCUGGCCACGGCCGCUGCUGAUGAGUCGCUAAAGUUCUGGAAGGUCUUUGAGAAGAAGCCCGGCCAGCCUUCUAUCGCUGCCGCCGGUGCCGUCUCAACCAAGCCCAGCGCUACCAAGCAGAUGACGAUUCGCUAA